AUGGGGGUUUUAAAGGAGUCCUGCCUACGCCCCUGGAGCACCCUUGACUCUGAAACUGACUACACCCCUAACAAUCCUAGUCUUUUCUUUUCCGUAGACAAUGAUCAGGAGUUGGGUUUCCCUGCAAUAGUUCCGAUCGAGUCAGGGAAAGGCUUUGAUGAUGAUUUUCUAUUUGAUUCUGAUCCAACCCAACUACAGCAGCCAACACAAGUGAGCCGUGUGCCAGAUAUUAGAGAUUCUAAAGAACCUGUGUUUACUAUAACACCUUUAGCUGAUAUUUUAAACGAGAGUCAAGUAGAGCCUGACUCCACUACCCUUGAGCCUGAUUCAUCCCUCCACGCCCAUUUACGACACGCCUCCCUCCAAAACCACCUAGACUUUAUCUCGGAGGGACAAGACGACGAUUAUGGUGUUAUUGAAUUAGAAAACUGUUUACCUCCUCAUCAAUCUCCUUCCCAUCUAGCAAACCAAUCAGGAGAUCUAUCAAUAGCUUCUUCACAUCUAGGAGAUCAAUCAGGAGAUCUAUCAGUAGCUCCUGAACAUCUAGGAGACCAAACAGGAGACCUAUCAGCAUCUACUCCAUCAGAAUUUUUUCCCGCAUUUUCUUUUCAUGAUCUAAACCUUCAAGAAGAACCUGACUCUAUGGCGUUCUAUUCUCAAGACCAUGGAUAUCAACAUUUUCAAAGAGAGAGAGACCCAAGUGGGCUAGAAUCUAGUGAAGGUCUCCUGUCCUAUAAACCUGGCGGAUCCACUCCAUCCAACCUUUGCUCCUUAGGAGCACACAAUCCAGGUUUAGUGAAUCCCUCCUCCUCCUUUUCUCCUCAUCAUAUGAUGAACUGGUCUGAGGAACCUGGUCCGCCACCUGGUAAUAUUGGUGGAAUGUAUUCAUCUUACGGAGAUCAGGGAUUCUCUAGGACAUUCCCUACUUCUCCAUUCUCCAGAGGACCUGGAUUCCAGGGAUUUCCCAGCAUGUCCGUUAACAUCUCAAUGAAUGGUGUUGGUUGUGACAUCACACAACCUGAACCGUGGCAGUACGAUUACAUGCACUCACAGGAGGGGGAACCAUUACCACGUAGUUUUGCUCUGUUUGAUACACCAACCAGGUUCCGUAGAGUCUUCAAAUCUCCAUCACAGUUCUUUGAAGAUGACAAACAGGGAUUGACCCCGCUAAUGGACGACGACCCCCACGGCUCUCAUCCAUCUUCCCCUGAUUCAUCUUCAGACGGAAAAAAUGUGUGCAGAAUCUGUGGAAAAGGAUAUGCUCGACCCUCGACCCUGAAAACACAUUUACGAACACACAGUGGAGAACGUCCUUACAGAUGUUUACAGUGUAACAAGUCCUUUAGUCAAGCAGCAAAUCUUACAGCACAUUGUAGAACUCAUAGUGGAGAGAAACCGUUUCACUGUAACAUCUGCAACCGGAAGUUCUCCCAAAGCAGUAGUGUCACAACACACAUGAGAACUCACAGUGGAGAUAGACCUUACAGGUGCAGAAUGUGUAAGAAAGCUUUCUCGGACUCUUCAACCCUUACAAAACAUCUGAGGUAG
Eurytemora carolleeae is the source of this 1548-nucleotide messenger RNA. RefSeq names its product protein escargot. NCBI's taxonomy places the organism in Eukaryota, Metazoa, Arthropoda, Copepoda, Calanoida, Temoridae. Gene Ontology annotation, cellular component: nucleus. The transcript has 14 exons. The record is from RefSeq and is a predicted model, not a curated record. Bases 1 to 1548 code for a protein of 515 amino acids.